GCCCAAGCCUGCCAGUUAUUCAGGCCCCCAAUGCUGGUGGAUAAAGCCGCGGUACGUCUCGGCGCAGCUUGUGCGGUGAAGAUCCUCCAGUCCUCCAACCCCAGCUCUCCGUCACCUGGCCCUGCCAUGAAAGCGAAACCGUCAAAGCCAGCUGGUAACUCCGUCAGGGUCCUCAGCGCCAAGGUCGCCAUGACGACGCAGAUGACCGCCGUGGGCAAAUCCUCUUCUCAGGAGAACUUUAAUCCCAAAUCAAAACCAGUGGUCGCGAGUGGCAGCAAAAUCCUGACCACGAGUUCAAAGGCCAGCGAGAUGCAGGCGGCGGUGGGUGCGGCGCACACACCUGAUGUCAUCCGUAAAGCUCUGCCGCUUUCUUUUCCCUCUCCUGCCGGGGCGCCGGCACUCACCAGGACGUCGUCAUCGUCCUCCACUGCAUCCACCUCUACUAAGAGCAAUGGAACCUCGCAGACCACCUGCAGGUUGCCAGGCGGCGUCACCACCAUCUGCACCAGCAGCGCCGCCAGUACUAGCACCACCACCACCAUGGCAGUCUCUGCACCGACCUCGUCUACCAGCGAGAAAACUCCGGCGGCGCAGUCCUUGGUGCUGGCUGUGUCAGCUCAUGAUGUCCCGGUCAUCGCCGACGCCGGAGCAGCAGCUGCCUCGGCCACCGUCCCCGCUCCUGCAGCCCUGGCGGCCUCGUCCUCCCCUUCCCCACCCAUGGCCAGCACAGCAGCUAGCGUGAAGGAGCCCGAGGAGAUGCAGGCCUGCAGCACCCCUCCCUCAACUCCCUCCUCAUCAUCUUCAUCAUCCUCAUCGUCGUCGUCUCUUGGUGCCCUCGGGCCCAUGCAGCCUACUUUGCGUCCCACGCCGACCCUCGCCAAGAUGGCGCCGACCGCUCAGAAAACGGCGCGGCCUGCCGAGGCUAGAGUGAACGCCAAGGCAACGGACUCUAAAAUCGUAACGACGCCCAAGACUGCGGUGCCUGAGGUAACGCAAAGCUCAGCCCUGCCUGCUACGGGCAAAGGCGCAGCUGCUGCGUGUGUCGCUUCGAGCAAGACGGCGGCGUGCAGCAAGACUUUCGCCAGGAAAAGCGAGGAGAUGAGCCGAGUGGCGACUGUGUCAUCGUCUGACGAAAGCGUCACGGAGAAAGACAGGCCAGCAGCAGGGGGAAACAGGGGGAGUGAGAAUAACCGUAAGGACGACAAAGUCAUGACCUGGGUCCCCCGUCACCAGCAGUAGCAGCAAAGUGGCUGUGGGCAUUCCUACCUUUGUCUCCACCAAUUGUGACAGCGCGGCCAGCGUAGCGGGGAGAGUGUGUAAUGGCAUGCCGCCCGUAGUCACCCGGAUGCUGAGGAUGUCCAACGCCUCUACCUCCGUCAACACCUUGCCGCAGAAGCUGCAUGCCAAGGUCGGUCAGCAGCAGCAACAACAACAGCAGCAGGUAUCGCAGCAGGCCGCGCGUGCACUGUCGCGCAACACUCCACCCGUCGUCCAGCCAGCCGCACUACCGGCCACCACGCACUCUUUGGUUCGUACCUCCCCUGGUUCAGCUAUUGCUGUGGCCAUGGCCAAACGCCGCGAGAUGGAGGCUUUGCACCAUCAGCAGCAGCUGCAGCAACAGCUGCAACUGAUACAGCAGCACCAGCUUCUCAGCAUUCAGGCCGCAGCAGCAGCCAGGUGGAACACGGACGUCUUGUCGCCCUCACCACCCCGGGUGCCGGCGAUGACUCCUUCGGCAUCCAGCCCAACAUCUGCCCACUCCAACACUCUGGCCGUGGUUGCCGUACAAUCUGGCGGUGAGUCGUGCAGCAUCAGGGAUCCUCGCGAAGUCAGUGGCAUCAGCCCUCCCAACAAGAAGCAGGAAGGCAGCGGACAGCAACCGCUGACGAAGCAGCAGAAACACGGCAUGUACAAGAAACUGGCCGAGGCGUCACCCUCGAAAAAGAAAAUUUCGGACAUCGCCAACACGCUGCACAAGAAGAUUAGCCAGUCAAGCGGCAGUUCCCCCAAAGCGGACUUAGCGGCUGACGCCAAGCGGCCCCCCAACGCGCACUCGGCCAGCAAAGCCAAGGCUCCGGAAGCGGCAGCAGGCGGGCAGCAAGCGCACGCGCACAGUAAAGCCUCGUUUACGGCCAGCAGCGCAUCCGGCGACCGCGAGGACGAGCCCUUGAAUCUGGUCACGCGCGACUCGCAUCGGCACAGCAACAGAGGGGCGUCGCCCAGAGUGCAGACCACUACCGCCGUGUAACCAUCGGGGGCGAGUGACAGUGUGUGUGUGUGAGAGAGAGAGAGAAAAAUGUUUGGUAGGAAGGGGGAAUGGUCAUGUACAGAACUUCCGGACGUUGUGGGAGGUCAACAUUUCUUGGACGCAACAUUUUGGAUCUGAUUUAUUGUGGAUGCUUUAAUGCCGAGUCCAUAAACUGUGGUGUGUCAUGAAAAAAGAUAUUUUGACUUGUUAAUACUAUUAGCCUUUUCAUUUUACUUGUUAAAUGAUAGGAAAAUAAUACUCGUGUUGGAUGCAGUAAACUCCCCUCGACCACCCCGAUCCCCCCCCCCCUUUUUUUUUUUUUGGACGAACUGGAGUAUAGAGCUGGUGGCUUGUGUUUGCAAUCACACAGUAAAAGGAUUUUUUUUUUAAAAAAACCUCCGAAACAAGUCAUUUGUUUUGCAUGCCUAAUAUAUCUGUUACUCUGUAUGAUUCUGUUCACAAUUAUAGCUGUUCACAAUGGCUUUUCUCGAGACUUACUCCUAAUUUAUAUCUUCUGGAGCAGAGGUGAAAGCUUUGUGGAUCCAAUCUGGCAUUCAGGGGAGCUUUGAUUCACGGAAACUGGAUUCAGAAUAUGUACAAGUGUCUAAAUACGCAAAAACUCGUGUUUGUCGACGUGCAUCGCGCAACACCAGGAAGUUCGUGGUGAUAUGCCCCUGUCCUGACCCUGCUCCUUCCAUUACAGCCUUGUGCGCAUGAGCGGGCAGGAAAGGGGAUCGUUCUGUCGAAACGCUUUGGAUAAGAAACCCGGAGGAUGGGGCUGCUGUGGUGCUGUGCAGGGGGCUUGCAUUGUGGAUUACUGGCAGUGGUGCAGAAGGUCGUCAUGCCACCUGGUCAUGCUGGUGGUAACCUUAGCGACGAAGCAGGGUGACUGGGUCCACACAUCAUACUAAAGAGGAGACCGUUUUAGGUCAGGGUGUGAAGACACCCGCCGCCUGACCUCACCCUGACGUUCGGCUCCAUUAUAAGACUCGUUAUAUAGUUGUGUCUACGUUCCUUCGUGCCAGCCCCCUUACCCUCUGUUAUCCACAGUCUCCCAUUCUGCCCUCAUUUUUCUUAUCCCCUUCCUUUUCUUUUUUUUUUCGGUCUUUUCUUUUGUGUGGAUAGUAUAUAUAUAACAGUAACAUUAUUUAAAAAAGAGCAUUGUGAUAUCUACCUUAACCCGUUAUCUCUCCUCUCUUUUUUCUCUCUUCCUUUCUGUGUUUCCAAUCCCUUUCCUCUCUAUUUCUACGUUUGAGCAGCACAUUUGGUCUUUAACAAAGUGAAGAUGCUAAACAGAAUUGACUGUAGCUGACACAAGAACCCAUUGAGAGGAUCAGUGAAUAAGGACAUCUGUGUUUUGAACUGUAAAUCAGAAUGUUAAUUUUACUCAAAAUUGCAGUCACAGAACCAGUCCUCAAUGCAGCUGUAUUCCUGUAAUUUUUUGUAAUACAUGUAAAGUGAUUUUUUUCCACAGUUCUUCAGAAGAACUGCGUGCCAUGUUAAAGAGCUUGAAAAUUGUUGUUUCCUUUAACCUCACAUGCAGCUAACACACACACUCUCUCUCUUCUCCCAUUCUCUACAUUGUGUUCUGUGUCUUGCUUCUCCCAUUCUGUACACUGUGCCUCUGUCUCUCUCUCUCCCCCUCACCCGCUCUCUCUAGUUUCACCUUGUGAGUACAUGGUGUAGGUAUUGUGCAUUAACUCGUCUUUUGCAAAAUACAAACUACUUCGCAUUUUCCCCUGUUUGAAUCUGUUCUCCCGUCCUCUCUAUCUCUCCCUACCCACCCCCAUCUCUCUCCCCCGCGCGCUCCAGCUGUCAUGUAGCUUUGGUGUUGCUUUCAGUUGUGGAGAAAUGUAGAUCAUUGUAUGAUCAUUGUUUACCUUGAUGCUAUACAUCAUUGUGCUAAGAGCGAUUCUGCUGAGAGAUUUUGUCUGAUGGAUGCAGAUAAUAUUGUACACGCUACGUGUCGCUGUUUUGUGUUUUAAGAAAAAAGCGAUGUUUUGCCAUCUGCAUGCACUGAUAAAAUAAAUGUGCAAAGGCA
Molecule: messenger RNA, 4289 nt
Organism: Pomacea canaliculata
Lineage: Eukaryota; Metazoa; Mollusca; Gastropoda; Architaenioglossa; Ampullariidae
Exons: 1
Coding region: 31-1239 (402 amino acids)
Source: RefSeq, a predicted model, not a curated record